AUGAGUGGAUUUUCAAUCCCAAGAGUCAUUGAAGGUAUUCAAUACUACACACCAUUCCUAAUUCAAAUGGUAGUCUACUUCUGGAUCGACUUUUUCAAAGCCUGGCUACCGUAUUGGCCUCAGAAGCAGAUUAAAGGGCAACUCAUGCUGAUCACUGGCGCUGGAUCUGGAAUUGGAAGGGAGAGUGCUAAGCAGGUAGGGUAAUAUUUUUUUUAGGGUGUGGUAGGGUAGGGUAGGGUAGGGUAGGGUAGGGUAAGGUAGGUAGAGCAGGGUAGGGUAGGGUAGGGUAAUAAAAGAAAAUCAAUACUAUGUGGACCAAAUGUAAAUUUCUUGAAAGAUAGGGCUAGAGUUGAGAAACAAUAUUUUCUAAAAAUCAAUACUAUGUAGACAAAAUGUAAAUUUUAAAGUUUUGGGGUAUGACAUGAGAUAGAGUAGGAUAAAUCUAUGAAAAUCAAUACUGUGUGAACAAAAUGUAAUUCUUUUGUAGGGUAGGGCAGUUUUAAAGCAAGGGAUUGCUAAGCUUGAGCUAGAGCUAGGGCUAGGGAUAAGGCUGGAGCUAUGUCUAGAAUGGAGCACAACAUUUUAAAAAAAUCGAUACUAUGUAGACGGAAUGUAAAUGUUGGCGUAAGGCUUGGGCUAAAGUUGGCUAAAUUUAAAAUCAAUUUUAAGUGAACAAAAUGUAAAUAUUUUACAAAGUAGAGCAGGGCUUACUAUAAUAUAUUUUUUAACUAUACUGUAACAAUUAAAUUUUCCGUAUUGCAUUACAGUAAGCGUUGUAAAAUAACAAAAUAAAAUUUUUUUAAGUUUGCCCACCGUGGAGUCCGCCUAAUCCUCUGGGAUGUGAACGAAGAAGGUCUGAAAGAAACCAAAGAAAUCCUGGCACAGAACGGUCACGACAACGUCCAAAUCAUGCGAGUGAACCUCGGCGACCACGACGACGUACGACGUGCUGGCUCCGAAGUACGCGACAACUACGGCGUUCCAGACAUUGUCUUCAACGUGGCUGGCAUCAAUGGUGCCUUCUCGCUGACCGAGUGCGACAUGGGCAAAUACGACAACACCAUGAACGUGAACACACGUGCCGUCGUUACGGUAGUCAACGAGUUCUUGAACGAAAUGAUCAGUCGAAACAGUGGACACUUGAUCACGUUAACAUCGAUUGCUGGCUACCAAGGAGCCGGAGGCCUGAUUGCUUAUACUAUGAGCAAGUACGCGGCCGUCGGCUACAUGGAAUCGAUUCGAAAUGAGUUCAAAUCUAAGAAAAUUGACAUCAAGUGCACUACUGUGGCUCCGUACUAUGUCAAGACACCUAUGACCAGAGGAGUGGAGUAUGAGUAUGUUAGCUAUUUUUUUUUAUUUAAAAAUGACUUAUUUUUAAAUCGAAAAAAUUUUUCUCCCUCGCCAAAAAUUACCUGAAAAUUUACCCCGCCCGAAAAAGUUUUUGGAAAACUGUUUGAACGUCACUGAAAGCUUGUUUUUUCACCUUUUUAAGGUAUUUAAAAAUUAUCCACCCCCACAAAAAAAUAAAAAAAUUUACCACGCCCAAAUUUUUUUCAAAACAUGUUUAAAAGUUGCUCAAAUUUGUUUUUUUUUUUAUUUCUCUAAGGUUUUUUUUAAUAUAUCCACCCCUAGAGAAAAAAUUUAAAAUUUACCACGCCCAAAAUUUUUUUUUAUCUAGGGCGCCAAUUUCGAAAAAGUUGUUUAAAAGUUGCUAAAACUAUGUUUUUUGACGUUUUUAAGACAUUUCGAAUAUGAAAAGUAGGUGGAAGAUUUUCAAUGCAAAAUACAUUACAAAUCUUCCACUUAAGUUCCAUUUUUCAAAACCUCCGUAUUAUUGGACAGAAUUUGAAAGUUGAACAUUUUUAUUUUAUUUUCUCAUUUCAGCAACUUCUGGGCCCCAAUGUGCGAGCCAGAAUACGUAGUCGAACAAAUCGUUGAAGGCGUUCUUCGCGAAUCCGAAGAAAUUUUCAUUCCACGAUGGUCUUGGUUCUACGUCGUUAUUAAGGGGUAGGUUUCUUAAGAUUUGCUUAUUGGAAGCACGUAUUUUACAAAUUUUGUUUUCAAACUUAUGAUAACUGUACUUUUUUUGAACGGAAUGUUACAAACGUAGAAAUCAAUACUAUGUAGACGAAAUGUAAAUUUCAAAAAAUAAUUUAAAAAAUAGUAAUAAUACGGAUAAGGGCGGGGGGGGUAGAAUAGUACAAAAACUCUAAAAUACGAAUAACUGAAGGAAUUGCAAAAGGCGAUACUAUGUGAGUGUAAUGUAAAUUUUUAUAGGGUAGGGUAGGGUAGGGCAGGGUAGGGUAGGGUGGGUAGGGUAGGGUAGGGUAAAGUAAUGUAGAGUAGAACUAUAAUUUUCGUAAUUUUAGCUUCUUGCCAACCCGUGUAAUGGACGUCUUCACCGAGGCCUUCGAAAUUCACACUUUGCCAAUUGGUUUCGAGAGAUUCCGCCUACAGCAAGCCAAAUUGAAUGGAGCUAACGGUACUCCCAAUGGCAAUCAGAACGGGGUUGAAAAUCGUUAG
Messenger RNA from Bursaphelenchus okinawaensis, 2523 nucleotides. NCBI's taxonomy places the organism in Eukaryota, Metazoa, Nematoda, Chromadorea, Rhabditida, Aphelenchoididae. The record is from the annotation of a GenBank genome assembly.